AUGCUUCCAAUUAAAAUGGAAGAAAAAGCUCAAGUUGCAGUGAUAAUGGUGCCAUUUCCUGCACAAGGCCACCUCAAUCAGCUUCUGCAACUCUCAUGCUUGAUAUCCUCAUAUGGGAUUCGAGUCCACUAUGUUGGCUCCACCAAUCACAACCGCCAAGCCAAACUCCGCAUCAAUGGAUUAAACCCACUAGAUGUAGCGAAAAUUUAUUUUCAUGAUCUUCCUACACCAGCCUUUGUCUCUCCUCCCCCAAAUCCCAACUCGUCGAUUAAAUUCCCUGCACACCUCCAGCCAUCAUGGACUGCCUCACUCAACCUGCGCCAACCGGUUGCUGAGUACUUAAGAGAUAUAUCCUCUACGAUGAGAAAAAUGUACACCUCCAGCCAUCAUGGACUGCCGCACUCAACCUGCGCCAACCGGUUGCUGAGUACUUAG
Messenger RNA from Fraxinus pennsylvanica, 435 nucleotides. The record is from the annotation of a GenBank genome assembly. NCBI's taxonomy places the organism in Eukaryota, Viridiplantae, Streptophyta, Magnoliopsida, Lamiales, Oleaceae.